Molecule: messenger RNA, 3062 nt
Organism: Monodelphis domestica (gray short-tailed opossum)
Lineage: Eukaryota; Metazoa; Chordata; Mammalia; Didelphimorphia; Didelphidae
Gene: TRIM47
Product: tripartite motif containing 47
Molecular function (GO): zinc ion binding; protein binding
Source: RefSeq, a predicted model, not a curated record
CAAGCCCGGCUGGGCGGUGCUGCCUCUCUGCCGCGCUCUGCUUGCUCCUGAGCUGGAACAGUGCAGGCGGAGCCCUUGGGAAGCGAUGGACGUAAGCGGUCCUUUCAACUGUCCCAUCUGCCUAGAGCGACUUCGGGAGCCCGUGACGCUGCCCUGCGGCCACAACUUCUGCCUCUCCUGUCUGGAAGCCCUCUGGCCACAUCGUGGGCCCGGGGGAGCCGGGGGCCCCGGGAACACUGCCCGCUGCCCCCUGUGCCAAGAGCCCUUCCCCGACGGGCUGCAGCUGCGUAAGAAUCACACUCUGUGCGAACUGCUGCAGCUUCGCCAGUCUGGUCCCGGCCAGACUCCAGCUACUGCCCCGGCCCCAAAUCAAGCCCCAGCCCUGGAGCCCUCGGCUCCCUGCGCCCCAGAGCCUUGGCCCGAGGGCGAGGAGCCAGUGCGCUGUGACGCGUGCCCCGAGGGUGCGGCCCUUCCCGCGGCGAAAUCUUGCCUCUCGUGUCUGGCCUCUUUCUGUACCGCCCACCUGAGGCCCCACGAGCGUAGCCCAGCCCUGCGUGGCCAUCGCCUGGUGCCCCCCUUGCGCCGGCUCGAGGAGAGUCUUUGUGCUCGACACCUGCGGCCUCUGGAGCGCUACUGCCGAACGGAGCGAGUUUGUGUGUGCGAUGUCUGCGCGGACCAGGAACACCAUGGCCACGAGCUACUUUCUCUGGAGCAAGAACGGGCUCUCCAAGAGGCUGAGAGCCCCCAGGUCCUGAGCGCAGCGGAGGACCGCCUGGAUGAGCUGGGUGCUAGUAUUGCACAAUCUAGGAGGACUGUGGCCCUCAUAAAGAGCGCAGCACUGACAGAACGGGAGAAGGUGAGCCAGUUGUUCACUGAGGCAAUAGGUACCCUCCAGGGCUUCCAGUCCGAAGUGAUGGGCUUCAUCGCUGAAGGUGAGGCUGCCAUGCUGGGUCGGGCGCAGGGAGAGCUGCGACAACAGGAGGAGCAGAGAGCCCGCCUGAGCUCGGCCCGACAGAACCUGAAUCAGGGCCCUGAAAUCGACUCCAUUAGCUUCCUGCAGGAACUUCUGGCGCUGAAGUUGGCCCUGGAGGAAGGGGGUGGCCUUGGGUCAGGCCCCCCAAAAGAACUGAGUUUCACCAAAUCAUCCCAAGCCGUGAAAGCUGUUCGAGACCUCCUGACUUUGGCCUGUGCUAACCAGUGGGAGUUUCUACAGGGAAUGGGCAGGGAUACGGACAACUCCCCGAAGCUGGGUUCGGAAGCUGAUGCAGAAUCUCAAGAUCCUGACAGCACCAAUGGGCUAGAAUGUGAGGAGUCAAGGGACUACUUCCUUAAAUUUGCCUUCAUCGUAGACCUGGACAGUGACACGGCAGAUAAGUUCCUGCAGCUCUUUGGGACAAAGGGCGUGAAGAGGGUCCUGUGCCCCAUCAGCUACCCGGAGUCUCCCAUGCGCUUCACCCACUGUGAACAAGUGCUGGGAGAGGGCAUCCUGGACCGAGGCACGUACUACUGGGAAGUGGAGAUCAUCGAGGGCUGGGUCAGCGUGGGGGUCAUGGCGGAGGACUUCUCCCCCCGGGAACCCUACGACCGAGGCCGGCUGGGCCGAAAUGCCCACUCCUGCUGCCUGCAGUGGAAUGGCCGGAACUUUUCUGUCUGGUUUUAUGGGCUGGAGGCAUCCCUUCCUCACUCCUUCUGCCCCACAGUGGGGGUCUGCCUGGAAUACGCUGACCGGGCGCUGGCUUUCUAUGCUGUGAAGGAAGGGAAAGUGAGCCUCUUGCACAAGCUUCGAGCCUCUAAGCCUCGCCGGGGCGGGUCCCCCAGUUCCCCCCUGACCCCCUUCCAAAGCAGGCUGGACAGUCACUUCCCCAACCUAUUCACCCACAGGCUCAAGCCUGCCUUCUUUCUGGAGAGUGUGGAUGCCCAUCUGCAGAUUGGGCCCCUCAAGAAGUCAUGCAUCUCUGUACUAAAGAGGAGGUGAUGCUGGGAAGGAGGGACUCCCCUCCUCCUUUCAUUCCCACAGCACUCCCUGGUGAGAGAUACUCCAGGAAAGUUGCCAACUUCAUAUUUAAAAUACAGCCUACCCCAUUCCCCAUCUCUGGUUCCAAGCUUCCAAGGGAACCUCUGUCUUUACUCUCCCUCUUUCCCUCACCGCCUCCACUGACCAUCUCCCUUUUGGCUGGCUAGCAUCAGACACCCAUGUGGCUUCUAGACAUGGCUCCUGCCAGGCAGAGCCGAGGCCAGAAGGAAUUAGCUAGCCUGCCAAGCCUUAUCUAGCUCUCCAAAGUGACCUUGUCUACCCUCAUCCCUUAUCACCAUGGGAGUCUCCAGCCCAGGCCAGAGCUGACCCUGAGAGAACCUUCCUUGUCAAAUUCCUUUCCACUCUUCCUCUUCCCUCCCCACGAUAACAUGCCCGACUCCCACGAACUCUUGUCUUUGUUGCUAUUGCCAUCUGCCUUCCCCAUUGGAAUCUUGAUCAAGCCAACCAACCCCACGCUGUGCCUGGGAGGAAGGAAGAGGGAGGGGACAGAGCUGAGCCCUAAUCUGAUUAGCCUGCCCAGAGAGCAAGAAAGAGAUAGAGGGCUACGGCCCCAAAAUGUCCCAUCAGGAACAUAAGGGACCUGGCAAAGGGAGGGGAAAAUUUCUCUGCCGUCCCACCUGCCUCUGUUCUCUCCAGCUGCAGUUCUGGGCAGGAGCAGCCAGAGGUAACCCCCCUGCUGCCCCCCACCCUGGACCUGACCACAGCCAUCCAGGCUGGGCACCCAGAGUAUUUGCUUUGGAAGGAUUCGGUUCCCACCAGUUAUUUUCAUCCCUUGUUGCUGUCACAUAAUUCCGAACCUUUCUCUUGGCUUUGCCCAAAAUCAAACACAGACGCCCUUCUCAACGGGCCUCUGGAGACUGCGUCAUCCUGGAACUGGGGAAGGAGUCAGCUCCACUGUGGCGAAUGUGCCCCAAGGGCUGGGACACAGACUGCUGCUCUGACUGGCACAACUUCCCAAGGAAAAUCAAAUGCUAAGACAAACUGUGUAUCAGUAGCAAAGUGUAUCUACAAUAAAGGGAAGUACCUA